AUGAAGAAGGAAGACAUGUCAGUGAAGGAACACGUAGAAGAGAUACGAAGGAGCAAGUUCUCCAUCGGAGGAGCAUUUAAUCCAUUGACGGAGGACCUCCACCAAGCCGUUAAGAACCUCUCCGCCGAACUCUAUGCCAAGGACGUUCACUUUCUCAUGGAACUCAUCCAGAAUGCGGAAGAUAACCAGUAUUUUGGAGGAAUGGAUCCAACGCUUGACUUCAUAAUAACAUCUACAGACAUAACAGCCACCGGUGCUCCAGCUACAUUACUCAUUUUCAACAAUGAAAAGGGUUUUUCUCCCAGAAAUAUUGAAUCCAUAUGCAGUGUUGGACGGUCCACUAAGAAAGGCAACAGGAUUAGUGGUUACAUAGGGGAGAAAGGCAUUGGUUUCAAGAGUGUAUUUCUGAUCACUGCUCGGCCUUACAUAUUUAGCAAUGGAUAUCAUAUACGGUUCAAUGAGGAGCCUUGUCCACAUUGUGGUCUUGGGUAUAUAGUUCCUGAAUGGGUUGAGGAGAACCCAACCCUUCAAGACAUAAAACAAAUAUAUCGUGCUGGUGACACCCUUCCAACUACUACAUUUGUCUUACCACUGAAGCCAGACAAAGUCAAACCAGUGAAGCAGCAGCUCUCCAGCAUUCAUCCAGAAGUUUUGUUAUUCCUUUCAAAAAUUAAGCGUCUUUCAGUCAGGGAAAAUAAUGAGGAUUCUAGGCUCAAUACAAUAAGUGCUGUAGCUAUUUCAAGUGAAAUUAAUUUUGUGACAAGGAAAAACAUCAAUGCUGAGUCUUACACUCUCCGUCUCUCUGAGGAGGAAAAUUGUGACUCUGAAAAGGAAUGCAGCUACUACAUGUGGAAGCAAAAGUUUCCCGUUAGGCAAGAAAACAGAGUGGAAAGGAGAAUGGAUGUAGAAGAGUGGGUUGUUACAUUAGCCUUUCCAAAUCAGGAGCGGCUGCAAGGGGGUAAAAGUUUACCCGGGGUCUACGCAUUUCUUCCUACGGAAAUGGUUACCAACUUUCCUUUUAUAAUUCAAGCAGAUUUUGUCCUGGCUUCAUCAAGAGAGACGAUUAUCUUGGAUGAUAAGUGGAACCAAGGGAUACUUGACUGUGUUCCAUCUGCUUUUAUGGAUGCAUUCAAAUCCCUUGUUAUAGGAACAGAUAAAGCUCCAGUAUCUAGUUUGCCUCGGAUGUUCCAGUUUCUACCAGUAAAAAGCUCUGCUUAUGAGGAAUUAAAUGCUGUGCGGGAGAAGAUACAAACAAAACUGGUUCAAGAAAACAUUGUUCCCAUUGAGACGUACAAGCAGCAGAAGCACUUUUACAAGCCUUGUGAAGUUGGCAGGCUAUUGCCUGCUUUUUGGGAUAUUCUGACCGAGGCUCGGGAGCAAGGAAUAUCCUUUCAUAACCUAUCAUCCCAUGGAAGAUAUAUCCUGAGUUCUUCAUUUGAUAAAGCCCAGUAUGAUCACAUACUCAAUUUCUUGGGAGUCAAACCAGUCCACAACAAAUGGUAUGCAAAGUGCAUCCAGAGCUCUAAUCUUUUGGACGGAGCAUCAGAAGAUGUCUAUUUGAAGCUUCUACUGUUUAUUGCUACUAACUGGGGGUCCAGAUUUUGUGAUUCCAAAAUGAUGAAAAUACCACUGAUUAAAUAUGUUGGUUCUGAUGGAAGUGAGUCCCAUUUUUGUCUUAAUGAAUGCACAAAGCACCAGGGCUCCAGGAGAGUUUUUCGAGCUUAUCAAAAUCAGUCUCAUCUUAUAUCAUGGCUGAUUGGUUGGAACAAGGAAUUCAGAUGUGCAUCCAAUUGUUUUUUUAUGCCGGAAAGCACACAGCAAGCGAUCUGGGUAUUCCCAAAGAAACAUAGUUUGUUGGAUUGGCUAGGCUAUGAAGCUAAUGUAUCUCCCUUGAAUGUAUACAAUUUUGCUAAACUUCUUUGCAAUUCCAUUCAGAAUAAUCGUAGGCUUGCCAUUACAUAUGCUCACUUCUUGUACCACUCAUUUUCAAAAGGUUAUUUGACACUUCAAGAGGUUGGUAGCCUAUGUGGUUCUAUGCCUCUUGUUGAUAAUUAUGGAUGUGUGACUGCAUGUAGAGUUGGAGUUCUUGUUCCUGCUAAUGUGAGCAAAUGGGCAGACUUGACUGUUUCUAAUCCAUGGAGAGAUGAAGGCUAUAUUGAGUUGGGAAAAGAAUACGUAUAUUCUUAUCAUUGUGCUGGCCAACAUACACGCCAGGAGGAGCUCCUAGACUUCCUUGUAACUCAUGAUGUAGCUUCUGAUAUACCUCAUAUAUCUGCUCCUGAUGCUGGGAUUUCUGGUUUAGAUACGCCACUUACUAAGGAAAAUGCUUUCUUGCUCUUGGAUUGGAUUCGGAACCUGAAAUAUAGGGGAAUGAGUCUACCCGAUAGGUUCUUGAAAUGCAUAAAGGAAGGAAGUUGGCUUAAAGUUACAGUGAACGGAUAUAGGCCGCCUUCAGAGUCAUUCUUAAUUGGCUCUUCAUUGGGAAACAUUUUGCAAAGUGGAUCUGUUCUGGUCGACAUUCCUCUGGUUGAUCAGAGUUUCUAUGGGGACAGAAUAUGUGAGUACGAGGAAGAACUGAAAACAAUUGGAGUGAUGUUCAAGUACGGAGAAGCAUGUGAAUUUAUUGGGAGACAACUUAUGACUCGUGCAGCUUCUUUCACUUUAAGUAAAGGUCAUGUGCUUUUGAUACUUGCGUUCAUUCAAUAUCUGAGGAAAAGUCUUCUUCCAGCUGAUCAAUUUGUCAACAGCAUCAGAGGUGGAAGUUGGCUACGGACAUCACGUGGUUACAGGUCUCCAGUUGGUUCUGUUUUGCAUGAUUCAAAGUGGCAAACUGCAUCCCAAAUUAGUGAUAUCCCUUUCAUCGACCAGGCUUACUAUGGUGGGGAAAUAUAUGAUUUCAAAGAGGAACUUAAGCUGCUAGGUGUGAUAGUUGAAUUCAACGGAAGUUACCAGCUUGUUAUUGACCACUUAAAAUCACCGCUGUAUUCGAAAUCUUUGACGGCUGAAGCUGUUGUGUUGAUACUGGAAUGCAUACGUUUUGUGGAUGUCCCUGACAAACUUGUUAAUGCACUUAAAGGAUCCAACUGUUUAAAGACGAAUAUUGGUUUCAAAACUCCCGGUGAUUGUUUCUUGCUUGACCCUGUAUGGGGUUGCAUUCUUGAUGUAUUCAAUGAUUUUCCGGUGAUUGAUCAUGAAUUCUAUGGAGACAAGAUCUUCACUUACAAAAAUGAGUUGAAGCAAACUGGAUUGGUGGUUGAUUUUGAGGAGGCAGUCAAAGCAUUUGCUCAUGUUUUCAAGCAGAAGGCAUCACAAGCUUCCUUUAACAAACAGCAUGUUGAAUCAUUUCUCUCGUGUUUCAGACGUCUGAAAGAAACUGAAUAUAAGUUUCCUUCAGAUUUCUCAAAAAUCAUACAUUCUUCCAAGUGGUUGAGGACUCGGGUUGGUGAUUAUAGGUCUCCAGGAAAAUGCAUUUUAUUUGGUCCAGAUUGGGAAUCUCUCUCUCCAAUUACUCGCCUUCCUUUCAUUGAUGACAGUGACAAUUGUUAUGGCAAGGCUGUACAUGAGUAUAAGGAGGAGCUGGAGAGUAUGGGAGUUAUUACUGAUUUUAAACUUGGUGUGAAUUUUGUCACUUCCAGUCUAAGGUUCCCUGCAGAUCCUUCCUCUAUAACUCCUGAGAAUGUGUUUUCUCUGUUGGAAUGCAUCCAGUUAUUGCUUAACCGUCAUCAACCUCUCAAAGAUGACUUCACAAAAGGAUUAUCCAAACACUGGUUGAAGACCCAUGCUGGUUAUAGGCCUCCAGACAAAUGUUUACUGUUUGAUUCUAAGUGGGAUUCAUUCCUAAAGCCAAUGGAUGGACCUUUUAUCGAUGAGGACUUUUAUGGAUCUAAAAUUGCCCAAUAUAGUAAAGAACUCAACGAAAUCGGAGUUACUGAUGAUGUUAAGAAAGGGUGCUCAUUAAUUGCCAGUCACCUUGACUUGCAUUCUGAAUUUUCCACCAUAGUACAAAUAUACAGGUGCCUGAACAAAUACGAUUGGAAACCAGAGAAUGAAGCUACCAAAAGGGUUUGGAUUCCCAAGGGAGUUGAUAAUGGAGAGUGGGUCAAUCCUGAAGAAUGUGUCAAUCACGACAAGGAUGAUCUUUUUGGUUCAAGGUUACAUGUUCUGAAAAACUACUAUGACAGAGAGUUGCUUUCUUUUUUCGCCUUAGCUAUGGAUGUUAGAAGCAAGCCCUCACUUGAUGAUUAUAUUGAGCUAUGGAAGGAAUGGGAGAGUUCUGGGGAACAGCUGUCACAUGAUAAAUGCUGUAAGUUCUGGACUUUUGUUUUGCAACAUAAAAGCCAGAAGAAAGAGAAAAACCUUGCUGAGAGCUUCAUGAAACUACCCACUACAUCAGGGUCCCAUUUAAUAUCACUGUUAGAGAAGCGCGAUGUUUUUGUUGCUGAUAACCUUCAUUUGAAGAAUCUUUUUGAGCAAGAGAAACUAUUUAUCUGGUAUCCUAAGCCAAGCUUGGCAUCAUUGCAGAUAUCUGAAUUAUUAGACUUAUACAAGAAAAUUGGUGUUCGCACUAUAUCUGAGUCUGUGAUUAAGGAAGAAUCAUCCUUACUAGAUGGUGUUGAACUCAAGCAAGUGGAUCCAAGGAAUAUUUUCAUUGGCAAGGGGUUGGUUAAACUUAUUCUUGGCUUUCUUGCUUGUUCUAGCCUCAAAAUGCAAGCAGAGAAGAGGCAUGAAGCUGUCCGAGGUCUUCUUGACCUUACUGUCCACGAGACGAUUGAACCAGUUACUGUUAGCUAUAGUUUAUCACUAUCAUCAGGGGACACCAUUGCUAAGAAAGCAAACAGAAUGAUACGUUGGGAAAGGGAAAGUUCAAAGCUUUUCACCCAGAAGAUGGACUGGGGUAAUGGAAAUACUAGUAUGAUAAAAUAUGCUACAUAUUUCUCAGAGGCAAUCUCUGUUGGUGUAUUGGGUGAGAAUGUUGAUCAUGUUCUUGCACUCUCUCAGCUGAUCAAAUUGGCUUUCUUGCUGAAGUUUGAUGAGGAAGCAGUUAAUUUCUUGAUGGAGUCCAAGGAUUUGCAGAUUUUCUGGGAGGAUGAGGAGUUCCUCAGUUCUGCCUUCCCAGUUAACUAGGUCUGCAUCGCUGAACUCAAUUUUUAUUUUGCUUUUUCCUAAACUCUUUUACUGGUCUGCAUGUUCCUUUGAUGCAAUCCAGCCCAAGAUGUAUAAAAGAGAUCAGAACAGACAAGUAUGGAUCCAGCCACAACCAGGCCCAAAUUGACAAAAGGAAAUUCCCACAGUGACCCGUAACAGAAUGGAGCAUGAGGUGGCAUGAAGUUGGUUAUAUCUAGUGGGAAGAAAGGGGGAAAAAGGAGGCAGAAAGUGUGACGUCUUUGGGAGAGCGUGGGACCUCUAAAAUUGUCUCACAAAUUAUCUUUUCAUUCUGUUUAGCAUUUUCUUUGUUAAGUGGUGUAAUUUUUCUUUCCGUUGGAAUUAUUUUCAUUCUGAGCUGUAAUAUCUUAUAUGA
Molecule: messenger RNA, 5518 nt
Organism: Gastrolobium bilobum
Lineage: Eukaryota; Viridiplantae; Streptophyta; Magnoliopsida; Fabales; Fabaceae
Exons: 3
Coding region: 1-5124 (1707 amino acids)
Source: RefSeq, a predicted model, not a curated record